AUGAUUUCAAUAACUACUAUUUUACUUGCUGUUUUCAUUAAAGGUAACCUUUUUCUUCUAUGAAAAUAGUCCCUUAUAAAACUAUUUCAGAUUCUUUGGGAUAUGUGAUUGGAACUGGUGUUCAAGCAAAUCCAAGUGGUUGUAAUGUCUGUGGAAAUACAGCUGGACAAUGGGCUUUAUGGUCAGAGUGGUCUGCAUGCACCAGUGCCUAUGGAAGUGAGUUUAAAAUAUGAAAAGAUUCUAGAUUAACUGAAAAUCUGUUUUCAGCUCCAGUAGAAACCCGUCAACGAACAUGUCCAUCAAAUAAUUGCCAAGGUGGUUUGCCAAGCGAAACAAAACCCUGUGUACUUUAUGACCCAACACCAGCUCAGCCACAAUGGGGAGCUUGGGGAGCGUGGAGUUCUUGCAGGUAAAUAUUUAUUAUUUGCCUUUCAACAGUUUUUAAUCGAAUUUAAUUUACGGAUUAAAAACAAAUUUGUUUUUUUUUUUGCAGUGCCAGUUGCGGUGGUGGCACAAUGAGUCGUAAUCGUGUUUGCAAUAAUGGUUGCUCAUCUUGUCAAUGCGUGGGAGCAUCAACUGAAUCUCAAACGUGUAACAAUCAAGCCUGCUGCAGUUAUUCAAACUGGUCAGCAUGGUCAGCUUGUUCAGUGACUUGUGGAAGUGGUGGAAGUGUUACUCGCACAAGACAAUGUAGUUGUGGAGCUAAUGCAGUGAGUUUCAAACAUCAUAAAAAAGUCCAAGAGUUCAAUUCAAUUUUUAAGUGUGUCGGAGCAAGAAUCGAGCAACAACCAUGUCAACAAUUGGCUGCAUGCCCUUGCAAUACUUGUUACCAACCACCAACUCCUUGCAAUACUUGUCAAACACAACCAGUUAUUGUGACAACACCGGCUCCACCGAGUUGCUCAACUUGUGGCUCACCACAACCAUAUUAUGAUCCAUAUGGAAAUGGAAAGAGAAAAUAA
Molecule: messenger RNA, 962 nt
Organism: Caenorhabditis angaria
Lineage: Eukaryota; Metazoa; Nematoda; Chromadorea; Rhabditida; Rhabditidae
Source: the annotation of a GenBank genome assembly